GAACGAAGUGAUUUGCAUUUUAAAUAUGGCUGCGCCCAUAAGCUGACGGGAUUAUACUGACACUGUGACAUUGGUUACAUAAAACAAAACUUUAGAGACUAGCAAAAAGAUGUUUUCAUUAACACGAAACAUCGUUUUGAGAAGUGUCAUCAACGUACAAAAAUAUUCAUUACCAAUUCUACUUCGACAGCAGGCAUUUCUAAAUACCCAAGCUUUCAGAUCGGAAUUACAAGCCCGAAAGAGGCUCAUUCGUCAGAUAGGCUCAUCAAACAAGCAAGGAAAUGAGGAGAAAACCCCAUUAUCCUGGAGAAUUUCUCUCAUCUGUGCAAUCAUUGGAGGUCUCUAUGCCAUUCAUCUUUACAACACAUUGAAAAACCAAGAACUCAAGGAAGCCAAAGAGAAGAGGAAAAAGCUAGGGACUGCGGCGAUAGGAGGGACGUAUACUUUGAUUGACUUUAAUGGGAAGACGAGGACAGACAAGGACUUCCUUGGACAGUGGGUACUGCUGUAUUUCGGAUUUACUCACUGCCCAGACAUUUGUCCCGAUGAGAUAGAGAAACUUGUAAAAGUGGUGAACAAAAUAGAUUCAGAUAAAGAGUUACCUAACAUACAGCCAGUGUUUAUAACCGUGGAUCCUGAAAGAGACUCGCCAAGAGCCAUGAAAGAAUACUGUGAAGAGUUUUCACCCAAGAUAGUGGGAUUAACUGGUACAAAAGAGAAGAUUGAUGAGGCUUGUAAGAAUUUUCGAGUGUAUUACAGUAAAGGUCCAGAGGAUGAAGAUGGUGAUUAUAUAGUUGAUCAUACAAUCAUCGCAUAUCUGAUGAAUCCAAAAGGAGAAUUUGUGGAGUAUUUUGGGAAGAAUAAGACCUAUGAUAUAUUGGUGUAUGAAAUCAAAGAGUACAUGCAGAAGUAUGCAUUGUUUGAAGACUGAAUCUGAAAACCAUUGUGUACGUGUCUUUGUUAUAUAUCCAUGAAAAUCCAACAUCAUUGUGAUUUAAUUCAGUUUCUUGUUUUUUUGUCAAUGCAGCUUACAGCAACAUGUUUUGUUAAAAGAUUGCGUUUGUGUGAAUAAUUUAGUUAUGUGAAACUUCAGAGAAGAUCUGAAAGUUAAAACUACAUUUUCAAAUUUCAAGUGACCCCUAAGAAGAAUCCUCUGCAAUGAAUGCUACAUUAUAAAAUAUAUAUAUUUUUAUCAAUAUAUUUGUUUUUUGCCUUUAAUAUUACUGUAUUUAAGAAAUCACACAAUAAAAAAUGAUGAUUUACAGCAGAGCAUGUUAAUUUGUCCAUCACUUUCCUGAACUGUGGUCAGACAUAAGUAAUUUCUCAACACCAAGCCAGUGAGUACAAUGUAUGAAAACUUGGCGAUAAAUUUCAUAAUUAGUUUAGAAUAAAUACCUCUGGCACCAGUCA
Messenger RNA from Ostrea edulis (European flat oyster), 1410 nucleotides. Its product is annotated as protein SCO1 homolog, mitochondrial-like. The record is from RefSeq and is a predicted model, not a curated record. Lineage: Eukaryota; Metazoa; Mollusca; Bivalvia; Ostreida; Ostreidae. Gene Ontology annotation, biological process: intracellular copper ion homeostasis; mitochondrial respiratory chain complex IV assembly. Gene Ontology annotation, molecular function: copper ion binding; copper chaperone activity. The transcript is spliced from 7 exons. The coding region runs from base 110 to 931 and encodes 273 amino acids. Gene Ontology annotation, cellular component: mitochondrial inner membrane.